Messenger RNA from Besnoitia besnoiti, 255 nucleotides. RefSeq names its product protein translocation complex, SEC61 gamma subunit. The transcript has a single exon. The record is from RefSeq and is a predicted model, not a curated record. Gene Ontology annotation, molecular function: transmembrane protein transporter activity. Gene Ontology annotation, cellular component: Ssh1 translocon complex; membrane. NCBI's taxonomy places the organism in Eukaryota, Apicomplexa, Conoidasida, Eucoccidiorida, Sarcocystidae. Gene Ontology annotation, biological process: protein targeting; post-translational protein targeting to membrane, translocation. The coding region runs from base 1 to 255 and encodes 84 amino acids.
AUGGUUAACCUCAACAAGGUACCUGCGUUCCUGACAGAUGCGAACCACCCGAUUGGCUCAGUGGUUCUCGGGUUGCGCGAGUUUUUCUUCGACUCGGUCCGUCUGGUGCGUCGCUGCACGAAGCCGGAUGCCCGCGAGUUCCGCAAGAUUGCGUACGCCUGCGCGAUCGGCUUCCUUCUCAUGGGUUUCAUCGGCUACUUCAUCAAGCUCAUCUUCAUCCCCAUCAAUAACAUCCUCGUUGGACCCCCGGCAUAA